GAGGAGGAGGAGGCAGAGACGUCGGUGCAGGAGAGGUGGACAGCUGGUAAGGCUAAAGGCCUCCUUGGCGAGUUUCUCCUCAACUUCUUUGAUUCAGUGUGCUUCGACUGCCAGCCUCUGGGCUUCGCGGCGUUCUCUGGACCUUGUCCGCUCAUUGCUGGUGUCGGUGGUUGGCUCGGAUUGGGGGACUGGCACCUGGUCCAGUGGGAUACAGGAAACCCAGAAUGUUUGCUCCAGCUGGUGAAGGAACUCAUCCAGCAGUACCACCAUUACCAGUGCCAACGUCUGCGUGAGAGCUCCAGGCUGCUCUUCGAGUAUGAUAGCCUACUGGAGGAUCCCAACUAUGGCUGCAACAUGGAGAUAUAUGCCGGAAACAAAAACAGCUGGACAGGUGAGUUUUCAGCUCGUUUUCUUCUCAAACUCCCUGUGGACUUCAGCAACAUCCCUGUCUAUCUCCUUAAGGUAUUAUGGUGUGUUUUAGAGCCAGUGUAUACAUAGUAUCACUCUGGUAGCACGAAGAAGAGUAUUGACUCGCAGAGAGGAACAUGGUGAACAUCGGCCCACACCUUGUCCGCCUACACGUUACAGAGGAACAGAAUUAUGCAGCAUAUAGGCUGGACUCUAAGAGCACAAAUGUACUGUAUGCCAAAUUGAUGACCCCAAUUUUCAAUUUCACAGUUGUCAUGCAAUUAGUUCUGUCAGUGUAAAUGCUGUCUCCAGUCAUCUGUUUAUGUGCUUUGCACAUUUCUUCACUGUAAGCAAUUCCACAGAUGUACUGUUGUAGAGCAGUUGAAGUACAGUGAACAUUGGAAGCAAAAGUUUGCUCAGUUGAAUAUUAUUUGUGAAUUUGUUUUUUAACAAUUGUAUGAACACGGUGCACAUGCAUUGCUUUGCCAGUUGUGAGCCAGUGUUGCAACCAACUAAGAGCCACUUACCCUCACACUGCAGCUUUUACUUCUGUUUUUUUUUUAAGUGCAGAUUUGAUGCAUUCUGCCCCAAAUAUGUGCUGAGUUGAUCACAUAGAUGCACCAGGCUGAAGUCACACUUUAGACUGUCAUUUGUGUGAGUGUUUGCUAGGUACGUGUUUCUCACUAUUGCAUAUUCAUCUACGGAAGGAUGACGCAAAUAAUAAGGGGAGACAUGCUAACAGAUGGUGAGUUAUGUAUGCAUUCCAGUGGAUUUGAUAACAUCAUGCAAUUUGCAACUGUCAUUUUACAGGGAGAAUUCUCCACUUCUGAAACAUAGUACAAGGGAGGCUGUAGUGGAUAGAAAAAAUAUGCAUUAAAAGUAUACUCAUCUGUGAUUACAAAUAAUUAUUACAAAUCAGGAAAUUAAGUCAUUAAGCAACUCAAUACCUGGUUACUAAUUAAAAUAAAUGGUGAACAAGGAGAUCUGGUCUUGAAAUUUGACCACCAGAGAACUAUAAAAUCAGUAGAGGGUGCAACUAAAACAAACUUAUUUUAGUCAAGUCCUUUAAGUGUGCGUGUGCCUUAAUUCACAAAUCCAAUCAACUCAAAUUUUAUUCAUAUAGCCCAGCAUCACAAAGGGCUUUACAAUAUGUAUAGAAUAUGACACCGUCUGUCAGACCCUUGAAGCAGAAAACUUCCCUUAAAACCCUUUGCCAGGAAAAAAAAAAUGGAAGAAACCUCAGGAAGAGCAAUAGAGGAGGGAACCCGCUUCCAAGACCGUACAGGAUGUAUGCGUAUGUACAGAAUAGUAGAUUUAUAGUAUGGAUAUCAGAAUGACAAUAUUAUAAAUGGUCAUGCUCCUAUUUCAGUAGUCACUCACUGCAUGUGGCCAUUAAACACAACCCAUUUUAUACUUCAAGUCUAUUUGCCUCUGAGUACUUCCAAAAUGCAAGUGAACUUCAAGUCUCUGCACAGUAUGUUCAGGCACAGUAGAUUGGUGUUAGUAAAGCAGGUGCUGAAUACAUGCAGAUUGUGGGUGCAAACUCAUUGAAAACCAUAGCACCCAUUUGUGCAGUGCAGGGCUACUGUGUUGAUGCAACCUGAAUGCUGAGGGAUCUGUCAAAAAGUUGUGAAAGUAUGUGAAUGUAAUUUAAUCUGACAAAGCACUGUGUUGGCUUAUCAAAUACCUGAAAGUGCAUGUUCUUGGUAGAUUAUCUCUUUGUCAAGACAUGUUAUUAUUAUUGUCUGAUUUAUUAUAAUUAUCUUGACUGCAGUGUUUUGCUGUCUGAUAGGAAUUCAGAGUCUUGGAUCUAUAACUUACACUGAGUCUCCUCAAUCAUAUUUCAUCAUCUCACCAAUACAUGAGACAACAUGCCUCAUUAUUUUUGGUCUGAAUGCCCACUAAGCCUUUGAAAUGCAUUACAACCAAUUUAAUAGCUGGUCUUUACAACAAUGUCAGCAUUUCAAAAAUCAAAUUGUGCAGACAAAACAGAAGCCAUCAGCCUGGUGCUGUAAGUAGAGGUCAGUCUGCUGACCCUGAUUUGAAUCAACCUCCCCAUCAA
Messenger RNA from Monopterus albus (swamp eel), 2470 nucleotides. Its product is annotated as BRCA1-A complex subunit BRE-like. The record is from RefSeq and is a predicted model, not a curated record. The transcript is spliced from 4 exons. The annotation marks the transcript as partial. Gene Ontology annotation, cellular component: BRISC complex; BRCA1-A complex. Gene Ontology annotation, biological process: double-strand break repair. NCBI's taxonomy places the organism in Eukaryota, Metazoa, Chordata, Actinopteri, Synbranchiformes, Synbranchidae.